Messenger RNA from Panicum hallii, 4460 nucleotides. Its product is annotated as putative disease resistance RPP13-like protein 3. The record is from RefSeq and is a predicted model, not a curated record. NCBI's taxonomy places the organism in Eukaryota, Viridiplantae, Streptophyta, Magnoliopsida, Poales, Poaceae. The transcript has 4 exons. Gene Ontology annotation, biological process: defense response to other organism. Bases 490 to 3750 code for a protein of 1086 amino acids. Gene Ontology annotation, molecular function: ADP binding.
GUCCACAUCGUUCCUCCUUAUCAACACGCUACCGCAGUCAGUCAACCUCCCACCUCGAUCUAGUUCCACUGCACCGCAGCCGGCCGCCGGUCAGCUCCACGGCCGUCGUCCUUCUCACUUCUUGCAGCUGAGCCACCCUCCACACCGUCACAGCCGCGCGCUGUCACCUCUCCUCCCUCAGCACCACCACUAGUCACUUCACUACCCCCCAUAGCUCCGGCCGCAAGGUUCCUCUGGUUCCCGUUUGGCCACUACUCCUGAUGGUCGAUCCCAGCAAGCACAGCUCGGAUCUGGCUGGCCCUGAGCCUCUGGCGUUCAGUUCCAACCCGAUCUAAGCUGUUCCUGCCGGAUCUUGGCCGCCUUCGCUAGCACCACUGUGCAGUGGUUGCUCGGCAAGUCGGCAUCUCGCCACUGCAGCCGCCGUCACCACCAGCUUUGGUGGUAGUCUCGUCGAUAAGGCUAGCUGCCUGGGAGUGAAUCAGGGUAAUCAUGGAGUUCGCCACGAAACCGAUGAUGGAGUUCGCCUGGAGGUCAAUGGGCACCCUCCUCCCCAAGCUGGUCCGGCUCCUGAAGGAGGAGUACCACCUGCAGAAGAGCGUCAAGGAUGGGAUCAAGUUCCUCAUCUCCGAGCUCGAGAGCAUGCAGGCUGCCCUCGAGAAGGUGUCCGACGUGCCGGCCGACCAGCUCGACAAGCAGGUGAUGCUUUGGGCCAGAGACGUCCGGGAGAUGUCCUACGACAUCGAGGACAGCGUCGACACCUUCCUGGUGCGCGUGGAUGGCAAGAAGCCAGCUAGGCCGCUCAGCAUCAAGGGGAUUAUAGACAAGGGCCUCAAUUCACUGGCCAAGAUCAAGUCCCGGCACAAGAUAGCCGCCGACAUCAAAGAGAUCAUGGGGCAUGUCCGGGAGGCGAAGGAGCGGCGUUACAGGUACAAUGUUGAUGGUGUUGUUGCAAAGCCUCCAGCAACGUCCAUUGAUCCUCGCUUAUCCGCUCUGUUCAAGAAAGUGACCGAGCUCGUUGGCAUUGGGAAGACAAGGGAUGAGCUAAUAAGGAUGCUAUCUGAAGGAGAUGAUGGGUCCAAGAAAAAGCUCAGGGUUGUCUCUGUCGUUGGAAUCGGGGGAUUAGGCAAGACAACUCUUGCCAAAACAGUGUAUGACAAGCUUAAAGUGGAGUUUGAAUGUUCAGCUUUUGUUUCUGUGAGUCAUAGCCCUGACAUGAAGAAAAUCUUCAAGGACAUUCUCCUUGAGCUAGACAAGGACAAAUACGAUAAUAUUCAUAACACAGCAAAGGAUGAAAAGCAGCUCAUUGAUAUCCUCCGUGAAUUCCUCGGCAACAAGAGGUACCUCAUUGUUAUCGAUGACAUAUGGGAUACACAAUCCUUAGAGACAAUUAGACUGGCUCUCGAGCGGAAUAGUUGUGGAAGCAGGAUAAUCACAACUACUCGUAAAUUUGAAGUUGCCACAGAAGCUGGUGAUGUCUACCAUCUAGAGCCACUUUCGUACAGUAACUCCAAAAAAUUAUUUUAUACAAGGAUAUUUGGUGGUGAAGGAAAAUGCAAUGAAAAUAAACCUGAUGAGGUGUUGGAUAAAAUUUUGAAGAAAUGUGGUGGUGUACCAUUAGCUAUAAUUACAAUGGCUAGUUUGCUGGCUGGUAAACCCACAGAGGAGUGGUCUGAGGUCUAUACUUCUAUUGGUUUCAGCCGUAAAGAUAACUGGCAUGCAGAAAAUACUAUGAGGAUAUUGUCUUUUAGCUACUACGAUAUGCCUUCUCACCUAAGGACUUGUUUAUUGUAUUUAAGUGCUUUUCCAGAAGACUACGUGAUCGAUAAGAAUGAAUUGAUAUGGAAGUGGAUCGCUGAAGGUUUUAUUCAGAGGGAACAAGGAGUUGGGUUAUUUGAGCUUGGAGAGAGAUACUUCAAUGAUCUCAUAAACAGAAGCUUGAUACAACCAUUGGGGACUGGGGACUAUGGCACUGUAAAUGGUUGUUGUCUUCAUGAUAUGAUGCUUGGACUAAUCCGUUCUUUGUCGCAUGAGGAGAACUUUGUUACUAUAUUGCACAAAGGGCAGGAUGACACAAUAGUACAAAGUAGUACACGAAGGCUAUCCCACCACAAAAGAACUGUGAAUCACAAUUCUGAGUCUCAGAUGUACUUGACACAUGUCAGGUCAUUCUCCGCAUUUUUGUGUGAUAUUGAAAAGAUGGUACCACUUUCAAACUUCCAAGUUUUACGCGUAUUAGCCUUGGAAGAGUGUCGAUUUAUGGAAGGUUACCGUCUCACUCAUCUUGGGGAGCUCCUUCACUUGAGGUACCUUGGACUAGCAUAUACACCGAUAUCUGAGAUCCCAAAAGAAAUAGAAGCACUUCAAUUUCUGCAGACACUAGAAUUGGCAGGCACUGGCAUUAAAGAAUUGCCAUCCAGCAUUGGCUUUUUGACACAAAUGGUGUGCCUGCAUGGUGAUCGUUCCACAACAAGAAUACCAGGAGAUGGGAUCAUUGGCAAGAUGACAUCCCUGGAGGAGCUGUGGGUACGCCCUGCCGCUAACAAUGACAAUAACAAGUCUGCAAAGCAAUUUGUGAAAGAGCUUGGGAACCUGAAGGAAUUGAGGGUACUUGAUACCGUUAUUGAUGGGCUGGAUGAGAGUAUGGAGGAAGCUUUACUCGAGUCUCUACGUUAUCUAAGGAAGCUCCGGUAUCUGGAGAUCAGUGGUCGACGAUGGGGAAAGUCUUUGAGAUUGGAGGCUCCUGGUUUCAUACUCCCUCGGAGUCUGCAACAUCUGUGGUUGUCAGGUUUAAGGUUCUCCAACCUGCCUACAUGGAUAAACUCCUCUCUUCUUCCAAACCUCUGUGUGUUGUGUGUGGUUGUCGACUCUAUGGACUAUCGGGACAUGAGAAUCAUUGGGAAAUUGCCAAAGCUCCACUACCUCCAUCUGUACACAGAGUCGACAUUUGUUGUAUAUGGUGGUGAUGGCUACUUCCAGAAGCUUAAGUAUUGCAAGUUGGGCACAGGUGUUACUGCCAUGUUUAGAGAAGAUAAGUCUGGAGUACCAGUCAUGCCAAGCCUCGAAGUCCUUGACUUCAGUAUCUCUAUUCGGCGCUUGAUGGAUUUCUGUUUUUAUCAUGGUCAGGGGAUAAAAUUCUUACCUGUGUUGGUUGGGUUGCAUUUCAUCCCUUCAUUGCUAGAGGUGAAAGUUACAAUCUCAUGUCAGGAUGCUUUGCCUCGAGAGGUGGAUGACACAGAGAAAGUUCUGAGAAACACAGCCUUCAAGCAUCCUAAAUGGCCCUACCUUGAAGUGGAAAAAUUCGGCAAAGAUAAAAUGAUCACGUCUGUUGAAGACCAAUCCUGGGCUAUGAUGGACUUCCGUGACGUAAUUGAUUACCAUGUCCAUGUACGGGAAUUAAAUGAUAUUGGAUCUGCAUUGGACUUUACAAGUUUGGGAAAUUUCCCUAUUCUUGAGAAAGUCAAUGCUUCUAUCAACUGUGAGGAUGCUACAGCUGAUGAGGUGGAGAGAGUGGAGGCUGCGAUGCGGGACGCAGUUGAAGCUCAUCCGAACCAUCCGGUGCUUCAAGUGGAAAGGCAUGGUGCAGAAAAAAUGAAAGUAUCAAAUCAGAAAGGCCAAAAGCCGGUGGAUCACAAAUUCGUGAUGCUGCCACAGAAAAUGAGGAUGAUCUUACCACCUCCAACGACACCACCAACAUCAGUCAUUAUUGCGAACGAAGAAAAAGAAGAAAUGGUGGAGAAUUCCAUGGCUUAAUAUGAGAUUUUGGAUCAGUUCCAUGUGAUUCAAAGCAUCAAUUCGUGCAUGUAGGUAUGAGCAAUAUGCUCAUAGCAUUUUGUUUCUUUUUGGGAAUAUGCAGACACAUGAGGUCUAUAUAUGCGACUUACUGCAUGUAACAAAUUAUAUUGCCAUGAGUCUCGAGUCAGGUCACGACAUUUUUUUAAAACUAGUGUGAGAUACAGCAGUUUUUGCCCGUUGCAAGGCAUAUAAGAUGGCGUGGAAAUUAUGGUUAUGUUCUACCUCAAUUGCAGUCAGAGAACACUGAGACUCUCUCUUGUUGCUUCAUUUGAGUACAAAGCAACUCUCAACACUGCUGUUUUUGACUUUCUCAAUUGCAGUUUUUGCCCGUUGCAAGGCAUAUAAGAUGGCGUGGAAAUUAUGGUUAUCUUCUACCUCAAUUGCAGUCAGAGAACACUGAGACUUUCUCUUGUUGCUUCAUUUGAGUACAAAGCAACUCUCUCAACACUGCUGUGAUGCUUAAUGAGUUAAUGCAACUAUUACACAGCGUAGAGUUAGGAGGAUUCUGUUUCUGCAUAGUUUUACUCUGCUUCUGCUAUCAAGCAAAACCAAGUGCAGGAUUGACAUGGCAUGGAUGGGUGCUGGUAAUGCUCUGCCACCUGGCAGUAGUUUAUAGAAUAGUCAGUUGUUUGAAAUUUCUGAUAUCAAUCUACAAAUAUUUUGUUAAA